AUGCAGUGCUUGACGGUCGGGUGUCUGUUCGCAGUCCUGGUCCUGCAGCUGAGGCCGGUGGCGUACGCCAGUUUCUGGGACACCUUACAGGUGAUAUCGCAAGUUAAGUCGAUCGUGGAGUUGGCUAACGGUGACCCGGAGGUAGUGCGACAGACGGAGAACAACUUCCUCAUUCAGAUGCCACCGGUGUCGCACAUCAAGUCAGUCGUGGUGGUCCGGUGA
Macrosiphum euphorbiae (potato aphid) is the source of this 222-nucleotide messenger RNA. Lineage: Eukaryota; Metazoa; Arthropoda; Insecta; Hemiptera; Aphididae. The record is from the annotation of a GenBank genome assembly.